UGGAGGCCGCUGCACCCGCCACCUGUGCCGUUCGUCCUCACCGCUGCCUGCUGCGCCGUCGUGGAAGAAAGAUGUGACGGAGAGAGAGAGGGUCCGCAGAGGGUCGCCCCGUUCGCACCGUCAGCUUCGCGCAGAGCAACCAUGGCCGUCGAGGGUCCAUCCACGCCAUUGCUGAAGCUUGAACGCUACUGCAACCACCGCGUGUCAUCGUCUUUAGAUCCGCCGUCAUUGGAGCGGAGCUCGGCCGUCCUCACUGCGGGAGUUUGCCGCCGGAAGAGGGGAGGUGACGGUGGUGAAAGUUGCCGCCACUGUUCUGCCCUGCUCACUGAAUGGUGUCGAAAAAUCGCGGCUGCAGCCGCUAAAGGACACCCUUGUAGUUGCCAAACCCCAUCCCACUCCAAUUUGGGUUCCAGCUCUGGUUCGUUUAUGCCAGGUUUUGUUCUCUCGAGUGUCGGAGCUGCCAUCUUCUUGGUUGCUGCUGAACUACCGGAGCUUUUGGCUGCUGUCAGAGCUGCUGGUCGUUCUAUUCUGUUUAUCGUGAUAUGUGGUUGUUGCCGUGAUCUUUGCAGUUCCUUGGGAAUUUCUGCGAUUGUUUCCGAUUAA
Molecule: messenger RNA, 603 nt
Organism: Arachis ipaensis
Lineage: Eukaryota; Viridiplantae; Streptophyta; Magnoliopsida; Fabales; Fabaceae
Source: RefSeq, a predicted model, not a curated record